This is a messenger RNA of Gongylonema pulchrum, 468 nucleotides long. The record is from the annotation of a GenBank genome assembly. NCBI's taxonomy places the organism in Eukaryota, Metazoa, Nematoda, Chromadorea, Rhabditida, Gongylonematidae.
GCACUGUUUGUGUUUCUACGUCAUCACUGGCGUGCAUUCGAGGACCAUCCCACGGUGAAGUGCCUGAAGAAAUACCAGAAUAGCACGGCACUGUUUGUGUUUCUACGUCAUCACUGGCGUGCAUUCGAGGACCAUCCCACCGUGAAAUGCCUGAAGAAAUACCAGAAUAGUAGUGGAAGCAGUUGGCGCGAAGUUGCCAAAUCAAUUAGCACGGAGUAUCGCAAUCCGCUGGAUAUGCUGAGCAUCUCUUUGACGGGUGUUAAUCGUGUCGUGGUGACCUCCUCAUGGAUUUUGAAUAUCACAAACUAUACACUAACAUGUGCACAAGUUAGCGAUGUAAUUAUGGAAGCUAUAAAUGCAGAUGAUCACCCGGUAAUUGCUUUCAUUGUUGCUAAUUUAUCAUUUGUCAUUUUUACUGAUAAUAUAUUCACGGCGCUUGAUUUGAUCUCCAAGACUGCUUGCAUCUAG